AUGGCACCCAACGACCGCAUCUCUCAAAUCGCCUCUCACCUCAACUACCCUCGUGGUCUUCUCGCCGGCCAAGUAGCCAUCGUGACCGGAGCAGGUCAAGGCAUUGGAGCAGAGACAGCGCGCCUAUUCGCCAAUGAAGGAGCCAAAGUCGUCAUCUCAGACAUCGAUGGCGAGAAAGCAUCUUCUGUAGCCAACUCCAUCAACAGCAAUGGCGGCAAGGCAUUAGCCGUGCCCGGCGAUAUGCUAGACGAUGCCUACCUAAAGACUCUAGUCGAAAAGACUGCCGAAUUUGGCGAAGGCAAGAUCCACAUCAUCGUCAACAAUGCAGGUUUCACUUGGGAUGGUGUAAUUCACAAGGUAUGCUCUUUUCCCCAAACCUCUCAACCAUACCAUCCUCUGACAAAGAAACACAGNACAACAGACAAGCAAUGGGACACCAUAAUGUCCCUCCACGUCUCCGCCCCCUUCAAACUGAUCCGCAACGCCGCCCCUUACUUCCGCGUCAAAGACAAAGCUCCCAGAAACAUCAUCAACAUCUCCUCAACAUCUGGUCUACACGGCAACGCAGGCCAAGCCAACUACGCAGCCGCAAAAGCCGCAGUCACAGGCUUAACAAAGACGAUUGCAAAAGAGUGGGGUCCUGCAUUCGGUGUGCGCUGCAACACUGUAGCCUUCGGUUUUAUUGCUACGAGACUUACGGCUGCAAAGGAAGAGGGUGCUUUUGUGACAACGCCUGAUGGCGAAAAGGUGGCCUUGGGAAUUCCCGGUGCGCAGAAGAAGGGUAGAGAGGAAGGUGCUGGCGCCUACAAGGAUAUCCCGCUGGGAAGACCCGGUACUGCUACUGAAGCUGCCGGAGCCAUUCUGGGUGUCGUGAGUCCUUACUUCUCAUAUGUCAGUGGGCAGACCAUCAGUGUCACUGGAGGACGCAACAUUUGA
This is a messenger RNA of Aureobasidium musti, 936 nucleotides long. Lineage: Eukaryota; Fungi; Ascomycota; Dothideomycetes; Dothideales; Saccotheciaceae. The record is from the annotation of a GenBank genome assembly.